Morone saxatilis (striped sea-bass) is the source of this 729-nucleotide messenger RNA. Its product is annotated as caspase-3-like. The record is from RefSeq and is a predicted model, not a curated record. Gene Ontology annotation, cellular component: cytoplasm. NCBI's taxonomy places the organism in Eukaryota, Metazoa, Chordata, Actinopteri, Moronidae. Gene Ontology annotation, biological process: keratinocyte differentiation; positive regulation of apoptotic process; neuron differentiation.
CAGGCUACUACUCGUGGAGAAACGUGUGCAACGGUUCCUGGUUCAUGCAGGCGCUGUGUGCGAUGUUGCAGCAUCACAGCAAAGAGCUCGAGCUGAUGCAGAUCAUGACCCGAGUCAACCGCAAUGUGUCGCAACAGUUUGAGUCCUCCUCCAACCUUCCAGGGUUUAGCGGCAAGAAGCAGAUCCCCUGUAUCGUCUCAAUGUUGACCAAAGACUUCUACUUUCCCGUCUAGAUUAAGACACACUGUUGUGUUCACCUACAAGAAACAACCUGCCAGUGGGAAACAAUAUCCAUUUCAUAUUGAUCUAUUGCUGCUGAUUUCUUCCCUUUGUCCAAACGCUAAAGUCCUGCGAUGCAUUGCGUAGUUUAUGUGAAACAAGAUAGCAUCCAUUACAAGGAAUGUUAUACUAGGAGUACAAGGAGAAUCUAAAUGCAUUAUAAACAUGGAGCAGGCCAGUUUGAUUUAUAUUGAGCCUGUUUUUUCUAAUAUGUUUUUAGGAAAACCUUUUUAGCUGUUUGAAGUCUUUUUUGUCUUACAAAAAAUAUACUAAAGGGUGUUGGGACAAUUUCCUGGGAUCUUUGAAUAUGCCUUUUUCAGACUUUUUCUUAAACAUUAGCAGGAAUGUGAACCUUACUACAUGUGGAGUGACUCCUUAAACAUCGUACUGUAUAUUUAUUUAUAUAGAAAACAGUUAAUUUACCACAAACUUGGGUGCCUGGUUAGCUCA